UAGCAGUUCUGUUGGGGAAUAAUAUUAUUGUUGUGCACCGUGUUGUUGACGCGUCCGAGAGAGUGUGUGACAACCGCUGAAGGCCGCGAAGCAAUAUCAGCUCGCCAGCCCCCACCCUCCCCUCCGUCGGUGUGGAUGGGCAGCAAGACGACACCGAAGGAAGGCGUUUGUGCUUACCGAAAUUCGGUCCGACUGCGCUCGCUAGUGCCGGAAUGCUAAAGCAAGUGACGAUGAAACAUUCACGGAAGGUUCCAUCGGCAAUGUAAUGCAGCAGCAGCAACAGCAACGGUGGACGAUUGUUGGCCACAUCAUCAGGACGAAAGGGUUUUAAGGCGGGACAUGCCUUGGUUUGCGCACGUGCGCACCGUGCAGUAGUGUGUAGCAGUGCGCAGCAACGGCUCUGAUGCUGCAAAAGCUUAAAGCUUUGCCACCCGAAACGCAAGUGUGUAGAUGCGCGCAACAGCGAACCCGCUAAAGACUGGAAUGUGAGUCGAUUGAAGGAUAGAGGACACACACAUACACGAAUUUUGUGCGUACAUGAUUGGCGAUAGGCGAUAGUCUGUUAACCAGUAAGGACAUUCCCGGAAGAGUUGGAACCGUGCAAGUGUGUGUGCGUGUGCGUGUGUGGGGUGUGCUUGUCAUAUAUAGAGUUUCCGUCCCGGGUCCGGUCCGGGUUUUACGGUACGUGGACGGUGCCGAGGGUACGAGGGUAUUUUAAAUGGUGCGAGAGCGUUUAAACAAGCACACAAACAUGCAACAUACAACCAAGCUAGACAGUGCACAAGAACUAAAGAGAAAAACGUACUUUACUAUACGGUUUCAAGCGAGACGUACUUAAUCCGGUGGUCUAGAUGAACGAACCGUCUGGCCUGGCUGCUCCGUGAGCUGUUGCUUUACUGUUCCGACCCAGGACGCAAGGGACACGAUCGUCUGCGGAUCAGAGGCGUCGUCGGGUUUUGUCGUCCUUUUUUUUUUCGAUUGACACGUAGCUAGAUGAAAUUAUACCCUAACCACCCGACACCCCGUGUGUGUAGUUAGCCGUAAAAGAAAAGAGCGGUAUUGCGGUGUAGAACGUCCGUAAGCGGAAAGUGGUGAAUAGUGUUUGGAGCAUACCCCACAAAGUUAGGCCCGGAAAAUCUUGCGACAAACGCGUAGCACACCAAAGCAUUCAGCUAUACGGGGGCAGGGCACGGCGGUGACGGUGAGGGCCUGGAAGAGGCGCAAGACCAGCGGGCGGAUUAUGGACAGUAGUAUGGUCGAGGAGAACGGUUCCUCGGCGAUAGGCGAUCCGCUCGGUGGUGGUGGUGGUGGUGGUAGUGGUGGUACCGGCCCAAACGCAACCGGUUCGACGGUCGGUGAGGCGGUGACCGGCGGGGGUGGUCGUGGCCCCGCGUCUGGCGUUGGUACGCAGCAUCCAAACGAGCUAAUCAAUACCUCCAACAACGGCAGCACCGACAGCAGUACGGCAAUAACGGUGGCAGCAUCUACCGGUGAAGGUGGUGGGGGCGGAGGUGGCGGCGGCGGCGGUGGUGGUGGUGGUCCGGCUGGUAAGGGUGCGGUCGUAACCGGAAGCGGCGGUGCAGGAUUGGUGGGUGUGUUAGGGACGGCCGGGUCUGGCAACAGCAGCACGGUGACGGUCGGUGGUGCCGCCGGUCCAGAAGUGACGCUAGUGCCGGCAGCAGCAGCAGCGGUAACCGCCACCGGUACCAACAUUGUCCAGCUACUGUCGACAUCGCAAUCGCCCGGGCAGGCACAAUCUGUUAUACAGCAGAACCAGCAGUCUGUUAUACAAACGGCGGCAGGCAACGUGCCGAUAGCGAGAAGUGUACUAUUAGUGUGUAACAAACCAAACUCCGUGAUCCACACAACUACGGGCAAUUUGCAAACCAUACACAUCAAACCCGAACCGCACAUCGUCACCGGAUCCGGUAGCAUUAUGACCGACACAAACAGCGACGAUACACUCUCGGACGAGGAAGCGUCUCCGAAGAAGCGGAGAGACCUGCUAACAAGGCGACCAUCCUAUCGUAAGAUAUUGAGCGAUCUCGGCGGAGCGGAAAUCGCCAACACCCCGAGCGAUGGUUCCGGCCUGCACACGAUAGCGACACCUGGUGGUGUGGUGCAAUAUUCCCAGCCCCAGGAGGGCAUUUACGUACCUCAUAUUUUUCCCAACACAGUCAUGGGCGGUAACGUGCAGCUGGAGGAUCAGUCGCGCAAGCGGGAGAUGCGGUUGCAGAAGAACCGGGAAGCGGCCAGGGAGUGUCGCCGGAAGAAGAAGGAGUACAUCAAGUGCCUAGAGAACCGGGUGGCGGUGCUGGAGAACCAAAACAAGGCCCUAAUCGAGGAGCUGAAGUCGCUGAAGGAGCUGUACUGCCAGCAGAAGAGCGACUGAACGUCACCGGCCGGCGGUGGCGGCGGCACGGUUACUGCCAGCGUCGCGGUCGAGGCAGACCGGCAGCAGCGUGAACGUGUGGAACCGGUCCCAGACAACAGCUUACCUGCCGCUAGUCCAUAGUGUCACACUGGCACGACAGUAUGGCCGUCGAGCAUCUGCGUAACGACGGCAGGCAGUGUAAUCCUCCGUAUGGAGCACGCCGCGCCCAGUUGACAGUUUUGCGAAUCCUAUCUCGAUAUAGCACCCGUGUUUGUGUGUGUGUGUGUGUGGGGAUGCGUGUCUGUGCCGCAAAGCCGCAACGAUCGAAGACUAGAUGCCAGAUUUCAAGAUACUAGUUUAAUCCUUGCAACACUUGUUGUCGCAGAACCAGACCGACUGGUUCCCGCAUAACUGUUGAAGGUGACGAACCAUCUCAUCUUUAUUUUUAUACACCAUAGAGUUUGUGCCCCCGGUUAAAACAUAUGGGAAAAGCAUAGGGGUUUAAACAGUUGCCGCCACCUGCACAACGAUUUUUAUUUUUGAUUGAAAAGCUUACCCAAACCGUGAUUCGUACCGGCAUCUUGUUAUCUAGGGCGUAACGCCUUACCGUUACGCAUAGUGGUGUGUAUGGAUUUUUCUCCUUUAAAAUUUGGCACCGUUACCGCUGCUUGCCAACGCUCGCUUUGGCAACCAACCUGUUCAGCCACCGCUCCAAAGUGACUAACAUUAACAGAAUUGUACAGACAAGGGAUAUUUUUAAAUUAUUAUUUUUUUAAACAGCGCACCACACGCGCCAUUGUUCUGCCUUUAUAUCGGCUAGAUUAGGAGUUAUUGGUUUAAUGCUUGUGGCAACCGGGAAAGGAAGGAAGGAACGGUCGUUUGUUUGUUCACGAUUCUACCGAUUCCGUGUGACACAAACGGAUGUGUACAGAAAGUUAGGUUACUAUGAGUUAUGGCUACCACUACUACCACCCCUGCACUACUUAAGCGAUCCCAUUUUUGGCUAGACGAAUGCCUCUGCCGGAUGAUUCGGAUGGGAGGAUUUCCGAUGCUGCAGUCGAUACUUUCGUUUGCCAUAGGUAUUUUAGUGUUCAAUGUUACAUUGGCGCCUUUCUUUUAUGUUUCCCCCCUUUCCCCCGUAUACACGCAGACACACAUGCAUGCUUUAAAUCAGAACUAGUGCAAUUCCGGAUUCCGGGGCUCCUACACAUAGAGAUAUUGUUUUAUUUUUUUUUAACCGCAAAAACGUAACUUUUCCCCCGGGAAAACUCAAACGAAAGCGAAAAAUAGCCUCCCCCCCGUCACGCGGGGGUGUACCGUUGGUUAGCUAGUGUACAGAGACUUUGGGGCGACGUCGAGACUUCAUCCGUCUCGUACCACACAAUGUAUGAUGUAGAUACUUCUUGCGGAAGAGAUCGACCCGAAAAAAAAACAGCUAGGACACAACAAAACCGAAAGCGCGCGCUAGCUUUAAGAAACAAAAAAUAGGAAGUGAUGGAACACAUGGAGAAAAAACGGAAAAACAAAAUGGGAAAUUGAGAACACACAAAGCAGGGGGAUGCGAAACAUUGUUGAGGAAUUGAGUUUGUUUUAAUGAGGACACAGUGAACGAACGCUAAAAGAAAAAAAAAACAAUCCCGAAGAUAAUUAGUGUGUAUGUGUGUCUGUUUGGUUAACUGUUUGGUGUGUAGCAAAUCAAAAAAAAAAAACGAGGCAAAUUUGUGUACAGAGCCAACCAACAACUGAAGCAGGUCCGAUUUAUAUCUCAAACAAAAAUUCAAAGUUGGUGGAGAAACGUUGCGUAAAAGAAAGGAACACUUGACCAAACACCCGCUAAAAUGGCGAACGAUUUUAUUGAUAUGUGUGUGUGUGUGUGGGCACGCGACAUGCAACAAUCGUAAUCAGGAUACUUGUUACUGUA
Messenger RNA from Anopheles stephensi (Asian malaria mosquito), 4295 nucleotides. It is a transcript of the gene CrebB, whose product is annotated as cyclic AMP response element-binding protein B. Gene Ontology annotation, cellular component: nucleus; transcription regulator complex. Gene Ontology annotation, molecular function: RNA polymerase II cis-regulatory region sequence-specific DNA binding; protein binding; DNA-binding transcription factor activity, RNA polymerase II-specific. The record is from RefSeq and is a predicted model, not a curated record. The transcript has 6 exons. Bases 1241 to 2392 code for a protein of 383 amino acids. Gene Ontology annotation, biological process: regulation of transcription by RNA polymerase II. Lineage: Eukaryota; Metazoa; Arthropoda; Insecta; Diptera; Culicidae.